CGCCCCUUGUUAUUGUAGAUCUCGCUUCAUUGCAUUUUAAUAACAAACAAAUUCUUUAAUUUACCAAAAAUGAAGUUAAUUACAUACAAUUUCCUCACAUCAAAAUGUAUUAGAGGCGUAAAAGUAGGAUAUCCACUAAAAUUGAAUGUUGUUGAGAAGAAAGUUGAGCAACAAAAUUUUAAUCCAGAAUUCGUCCAAAGGAUGUUGCCGCGAUUAGAAUGGUCGGCAAUUAAAAGUGCAGCUGAUAUUGUGGGAUGUGCUGAAAUACCAGAGAACAUGAAUGUUGAGACAUCGCUACAUGACACAGAUUUCUUACAAAAGCUUCAUCAUUUACUGCUAGAAAUUGAAAUUGUCAAUGGAUCUUUAAUAUGUCCUGAAACUGGACGAGUAUUUCCAAUUACUAAUGGAAUUCCAAAUAUGCUGCUCAAUGAGGAUGAAGUUUAAGCUAAUGUUUUCUUACUUUAAGUAAUUUUUUGACAAAUAUUCAAUUAAAUAAAGUUAAUUACUUUCUAAUCAUUAA
Molecule: messenger RNA, 520 nt
Organism: Chironomus riparius
Lineage: Eukaryota; Metazoa; Arthropoda; Insecta; Diptera; Chironomidae
Source: the annotation of a GenBank genome assembly